UAACAUAAUCUUUGCGGCCAGCCACGUAAUCUUUUGUAACGUACCUUCUAUGCAGUUUGUAAUCGAGUAUUCACUUAUUGCUGAAGCCGUGCCGACAACACAACCGACGCCUUUGGGCAUUGGUCGCCAACUCAAUAGUCCAGAAAGUGGCAACGGCAAUAUUACAGAGAUUUUUGAACACUUGCACACAAAUUGGCCUAUUAACGAUUCAGUAGUUAUUUUAUGGACAGCAGCGGAGGUCGACUGGAAGUACCUGCCUACAAAUGUUUUCGAAGAUAUCAAUCAUCAGUUAAAGUAUUACUAUGUGUUGCUUCAACGUAAGGGCUAUUCGCUAUAUAAAGUCGUGAAAAAAGCGUUAUUACCAAGCAAGCCAAUCAAAACCGGCUAUAAUGUGAUCUUUAAGCCAAUUAGCAAUUUUUCAAUCAAUGUUGGAUUCACAUUCAAUCUUGGGGCAAGUGGAAAUUUAAAUUUUUUUUGAUUACUCGGC
Anastrepha obliqua is the source of this 487-nucleotide messenger RNA. RefSeq lists its product as uncharacterized. The record is from RefSeq and is a predicted model, not a curated record. The transcript has a single exon. The coding region runs from base 50 to 478 and encodes 142 amino acids. NCBI's taxonomy places the organism in Eukaryota, Metazoa, Arthropoda, Insecta, Diptera, Tephritidae.